UGACUUUGAUGGCACUCUUUAUAAAUUAGCAAUAUCCCAGUAGGUCUGGCUUCUCAAGAACACACUACCAGAUUAACUUGCUGACUACUUGGAAGAGACAAUGGAAAGAGCUUGGGUCUUGCUGCUAUUCACCUGUAUUUUGGCAGAGUCCUUUGCCAGUCCAAGGGGACUCAUCUUCAAUCUGGACAAUGGAGAGCUAUGUAUGCAAAGCCUCCAGUGCAAAAGCGGAUGCUGUCAUAGAACAAGUGGGUUAAGUUUGGCACGUUGUUCCGACAAAGCAGCUGAGAAUCAGGAAUGUUCCCGGAAGCAUAUUUAUGGAAUAUACUACAGGUGUCCCUGUGAGAGUGGCUUAACUUGUGAUGCAGACUGGACAAUUGUGGGAGGUAUCACCAACUCUGACUUUGGCAUCUGCAAGGACCCAGCAAAAAGAAAGUGAAGACACACAUUAAAGAUGUUUAUGCUCA
Anolis carolinensis (green anole) is the source of this 464-nucleotide messenger RNA. RefSeq names its product colipase (gene clps). Gene Ontology annotation, biological process: lipid catabolic process; positive regulation of catalytic activity; digestion. NCBI's taxonomy places the organism in Eukaryota, Metazoa, Chordata, Lepidosauria, Squamata, Anolidae. Gene Ontology annotation, molecular function: enzyme activator activity; lipase binding. Bases 101 to 436 code for a protein of 111 amino acids. The transcript is spliced from 3 exons. The record is from RefSeq and is a predicted model, not a curated record. Gene Ontology annotation, cellular component: extracellular region.